CUUGAAGAAGAAAAAUUAUGUUGGGAAAUGUUGUCUCAAAAUGCUAUUAACUUUCUUAGAGAUAAGGUGAAUGCACAAUGUGAAUCCGAUGGCGAAGAACCAGAAUGGCCAGACUGUGAAGAGGGAAAUCUAAAUGAAUGCCUUUUGCCUUUUAUGUGUUCGGAAAGAGAGAAAUUCAAAAGUUACUUGACGAAAAGUUUCGCUUCCUUCGUUGAAUACAAUAACGAUCUUUCAAAUUCAACUGAUCCAAUAAAAAUUGCUGACAAUAAGAAAUUGGAAGAGUUUAAGGUUUGCUUUUCUGUAUUUACUAGCUUUUGUAUGAUGUUUCCCACGUACUGCAAAAGUGAUUUGGGUUGAAAAUUGAGAGAAAUUAGAAGAUAUAUUUGAAGAUUUCAAGAAAAGAAAAGAAUAAAAUGUUUGAAAAAUAAAUUUUCGC
Messenger RNA from Parasteatoda tepidariorum (common house spider), 436 nucleotides. RefSeq lists its product as uncharacterized. NCBI's taxonomy places the organism in Eukaryota, Metazoa, Arthropoda, Arachnida, Araneae, Theridiidae. The record is from RefSeq and is a predicted model, not a curated record.